This is a messenger RNA of Indicator indicator, 1794 nucleotides long. Its product is annotated as zinc finger protein 827-like. The transcript has 4 exons. The record is from RefSeq and is a predicted model, not a curated record. Gene Ontology annotation, cellular component: nucleus. Gene Ontology annotation, biological process: regulation of gene expression. Lineage: Eukaryota; Metazoa; Chordata; Aves; Piciformes; Indicatoridae. The coding region runs from base 1 to 1794 and encodes 597 amino acids.
AUGCACUUCAUUGCCCUGGGAAAUGCCAAAAACUUGCAAGCCCCAGCCACAGCCAUAAACCCCAACCAGCAAAAUGUUAGGCCACAGACUCCCAAACACUUCCUCCUUCGCAAACAUGGUACCAGACAGGAAGAAGUGGAAGGUGAACUCAGUGAAGAAGAACGCUGGUUUGGAAAUUCAUCAGAAACUCCUUCAGAAGCAUCAUAUGGAGAAGUCCAGGAGAACUUUAAAUUGUCUCUUGAGGAUAGAAUCCAGGAGCAGUCUGCUUCCCCAGAUACUUCUUUGGGAAGUGCAACUCCUAGCAGCAACACAGCAGAGCUAGGAUCCAUUGAAAAUGAGGCACCAAGAGACACAUUACAGAGCAAAGAGCACCUUUCUCCUGAUGUGUCAUCUUUGUGUGAUGAAGAACCUGCUGGUCCAAAUAAGCCACUAAGCAGUAACCUGAGGCGGCUGCUGGAGGCUGGCUCCCUCAAGCUGGAUGCUGCUGUUGCAGUCAAUGGCAGAGUUGAGUCUCCUGUAAAUCUUGGCUCAAAUGUCUCCUUCUCUCCACCUGCUGCUCAUCACGCCCAGCAACUAAGUGUUCUUGCCAGAAAGCUUGCUGUGAAACAGGAACAAAGUGACCAAUACAAUGCAAGUAGUCACUUUAUAUGGAAUCAAGGUAAGUGGUUGCCAAACUCAACCACCACCUGUGGUUUGUCCCCUGAUUCAGCUAUCCUGAAACUGAAAGCUGCGGCCAAUGCUGUUCUGCAGGACAAAUCUCUCUCAAGGACUGAAGACACUAUAAGAUUUGAAUCCUUUUCUUCACCUUUUAGUUCUCAGUCAGCCAGCUCCACAUUAGCAGCUUUAUCUAAGAAAGUGAGUGAAAGAAGCAUGACUCCUGGGCAGGAGCACCCACCUCCAGCUAGUUCUUUCCUUUCUCUGGCUUCCAUGACCUCUUCAGCUGCCCUUCUCAAGGAGGUUGCUGCAAGGGCUGCAGGAACCCUGUUGGCUGAGAAGAAGAAAUCACUGGUGGCUGAGGAGCCCCUGCAGCUUUCGGAGAUAAAGCAAGAGAAAGCAACUCCACCACAAUCUUUGGAAUUACUGUUGCUGCCAGUCCCUAAGGGAAGAGCAUCCAAACCCACAAGUACAGCCUCAGAAGAAGAAGGAGGAAAACCUUUCCAGUGUCCAAUCUGUGGUUUGGUUAUCAAGAGGAAGAGUUACUGGAAACGGCACAUGGUGAUUCACACAGGUUUGAAAAGUCAUCAGUGUCCACUCUGUCCAUUUCGCUGUGCACGCAAGGACAAUCUCAAAUCACACAUGAAGGUUCAUCAGCACCAAGACAGGGGUGAGACCUUCCAAUGCCAGCUAUGCCCUUUUACCUCCUCCCGCCACUUCAGCCUGAAACUCCACAUGCGUUGCCAUCAACAUUUCCUUAGGACAGAAUCCAAAGUGAAGGAGGAAGUACCAGAAACUGAGGUGAAGGGGUCCCCACAGCUAAAUAGUGACUCCUGCCCGGGACCACAGAAGGAAGGAGGUGGACCUGACCUUAUGGGAUCAGCAUCUGUAUCUAAAACACCAGAUGUGGCUGGGCAGCCUAGUGGAGGUAUGCCACCUUUACUAGUGAAAGAAGAGCCCAAAGAUGACAAUGGCAUCUCAGCUGCACCUUUUGCUCUUAGCACUGUCGACAGACCUCCCAACAGCACACAGCCGAAAGACUACUCUGACUUUGUGGUCAAUACAGCGUCAGCAUUAUUCAGCCAAGACAUCUCUGUCAAGAUGGCAUCAGAUUUUCUUAUGAAGCUGUCAGGUAAUUGA